AGAAUUACUGGGAAAACGUAAGGCCUGAGGAUUCUGUGGAUAGAAACUGUAUUAACUGCUUCUGCUCUUCUUGCAACUGAAACUAAAGUGCAAACUAAUGGCUACUACCAUCAUCAAAUGCAAACCGUUGUUUCCACUUUCUCCUUUGCCUAAACAAACCACUUCAUGGUUUUCCUGCAAACCCAUUUUUCACCCUUUCCCUUCCUUUCCAAUUUCUCCAACUGUGUAUCAGCGAGGACAUGUUGCAGUCUCAGUAUCCUUCAACCCCCAAGGCAACUUCGAUCUCUCUUUAUUUGAUGAUGAUGAUGCUCCUAAAGUUGCACCUCCUAAGCCUCCAACAGAAGGCCGAUUUGAGGUUGUCAUUGACAAUGAUGUCAUUAGUCGUCUUGACUUGUCACCUUUUCAAGCUGCAACAGGCAUGAAAUCCCCUUUAUCUGUUAAACCAAGGGAGUAUCUUGAGCGUACAAUUGGCUUUACCAUCAACUAUACCAAAGAAGAUCCUCAUGAUCCUCGAGAAUUUUCAGAGUAUCCUGAUAUUAGGCUAUGGUUUGUGAGACUUGAUGCUACUUAUCCAUGGUUGCCAGUUUUGUUGGACUGGAGAGCAGGUGAGCUGGCUAGGUAUGCUGCAAUGUUGGUUCCACAUCAGAUGAAUAUGAAAAUGGGAGUUGUUUUCAAUCCUGAGGCAUUGGAACUGUUUGUUGUGAAGAAAGUUUUUAUAGUGUAUUCCUGGUUGAAGCAUCACAACAUUCCCAAGCCUAAAUUAAAGGCCAGUGAUAUGGCUAGAAUGCUUGGAUUUGGAAUUGGUGAUGACCUAUAUGACUUAGUUGAGAACCAUCCCCUUGAUCUAUCAAUUUGAGAAUUAGUACCCUAAGCAUAAGAAUAUUUAUGUUGUUCUGUUGAUCCAAUAUCUGGUGAAGUGUAUCACCAUUUUAAGAGUAACUAGACUUGCAUAGGAGCAGUGAAAUUUGUAUAGCAUGAGAGAGACAUCAAGAUUAAAAAAAAAUGGUGCUAAUGAUCUAGUUUUUGAAAAUUUAAGCAACAUCAGAUUAAGGGUUUGUCUAAUGCUAAUGCUUUCCAAGAGUUUCAUAAUUGGAAUUCACAGAACAACUACCUGUUAGUGCAAAUUUAGAGUACUCUGCGCGAUGUAUUUUUUUGGGUAGUCGAAUGUUUCUACACUACAAUUCUAUUUACUCAAUUCACGUAUGAAUAUAAAUUUGUGAGUGGAAAUAAAGAGAAGGAAAUUUGCAAAU
Abrus precatorius (Indian licorice) is the source of this 1250-nucleotide messenger RNA. Its product is annotated as protein CHLORORESPIRATORY REDUCTION 6, chloroplastic. NCBI's taxonomy places the organism in Eukaryota, Viridiplantae, Streptophyta, Magnoliopsida, Fabales, Fabaceae. Gene Ontology annotation, biological process: NAD(P)H dehydrogenase complex assembly. The transcript has 4 exons. The record is from RefSeq and is a predicted model, not a curated record. The coding region runs from base 98 to 856 and encodes 252 amino acids. Gene Ontology annotation, cellular component: chloroplast.